GCUAUCACCGAGAGUUCUUGGCAUGCAUCGGCUGAGGAGAGUCAAGAGCAGGACAACGCGCUAGAGGUGAGUGAGGAGGAGAUCUCGCAUCGCACAAAGCGCUGGACAUCAAAAGAAGCUUCAAAUUCCGGAUCGAUGCUGUCCAUUACCCUCAAGGAUGACAGCUUGAUGCGAGCGACACACAUCGGGCACGUCUUAACCGGGUGUGGAAGAUACUUGAAAGCAAUGAGCCUCCAGGACCAUGCGCUGACAGUGGACAAAGCAGAGGCGAUGUUCGUCAAGUCCCGCGAAGUUUCCGAAAUCGACUACUUUAUUAGUCACUGCUGGAUGGAUGGGAGACUGUCUAAGGUUUGCGCGCUGUGGAUCCAUAGCAAUCUGGCAGGCGCGUUUUUCUGUUCCGCCUGCAUAGCCAUUCCUGCUGCCUCUCUGAGAGCAGCUGGCAUCCUACCAGUAAACCCGAACCGUCACGUGACGGAAGUCAACUCGGUACCAUAUGCUCUGACCACCGGCAGCAUCGCCUUCCUCUGUGGGCUAGCUUUCUGGCAUCACGUGCCUGUGGCGUUGGGACGCAGGCAUAGGUACUUCUUCGACAAGUUCUGCGUACACCAAGCUGAUCCCGAGAUAAAGAAGAAAGCUGUGGCAUCCUUUGGGGCCUUCGUGCUUCAUUCGAGGCGCUUGCUCUUGCUUUGGAGUCCGACCUACUUUACGAGGCUUUGGUGCACACUGGAGAUUGCCGCUCUCUGCAAGGGGACGAGCGGGGACGACACUGAAGAUUACAAGUUGCCAUUGGACUUCCUACCGCUUCGACUCGCGAAGGUGAGCUGCUCCGCCUGGCUGGUCUUCACCUGCAUCUAUUGGUUCUUGCAAAUUUGGAGGUUGAUGCACUUUGUGAACACAAGCUACAUUGACCUUGCCGUUCU
Messenger RNA from Symbiodinium pilosum, 920 nucleotides. NCBI's taxonomy places the organism in Eukaryota, Dinophyceae, Suessiales, Symbiodiniaceae. The record is from the annotation of a GenBank genome assembly.